This is a messenger RNA of Huiozyma naganishii CBS 8797, 627 nucleotides long. It is a transcript of the gene CDC8, whose product is annotated as bifunctional thymidylate/uridylate kinase. Gene Ontology annotation, biological process: dTTP biosynthetic process; dUDP biosynthetic process; dTDP biosynthetic process. Gene Ontology annotation, molecular function: ATP binding; dTMP kinase activity. The transcript has a single exon. The record is from RefSeq and is a predicted model, not a curated record. Gene Ontology annotation, cellular component: cytoplasm; nucleus; cytosol. NCBI's taxonomy places the organism in Eukaryota, Fungi, Ascomycota, Saccharomycetes, Saccharomycetales, Saccharomycetaceae. The coding region runs from base 1 to 627 and encodes 208 amino acids.
AUGGGGCGCGGACAGUUGAUCCUAAUAGAAGGGCUAGAUCGUACAGGGAAGACGACACAGACAGAGCUGUUGCUCAAUAAUCUGUCUCCAAAUGCCGAAUUGAUCAAAUUCCCGCAAAGACAAACUCCAAUUGGUAAGAUUAUUGACAGGUACCUAACAGAUAAAAGCUAUGAAUUGCCCGAUCAAGCAAUCCACCUUCUAUUCAGCGCCAACAGGUGGGAGUUGAUAGAUUCUAUUAAGAGCACACUUGAUAGUGGGAAACACGUUAUCUUGGACAGGUACGUCUUUUCGGGUGUCGCCUACUCUGUCGGGAAAAACAUUCCUGGUAUGGAUAUCCAUUGGUGUGUAUCCCCGGACAAAGGCCUCAUGAGACCUGAUCUAACCCUAUUUCUUGUCAACGAAAUGGGGUCCGAUUCAAGAGCUGGAUUUGGAGAGGAACGAUAUGAAAGUGUUGGGAUGCAGCAAAAGGUAAGAAAACAAUUCGAUCUUGUGUUGAAAGAACUAGGUGAUGCUACGGUCAAGACACUGAAUGUGACAGGCAAAACGAUUGAUGAAGUAGAAUUGAUGAUCCGGAGACAGGUGGACAACCUUCUAAGCAAUCCUAAUGAAGAAUAUCAUCACUUCUGA